Molecule: messenger RNA, 2749 nt
Organism: Agelaius phoeniceus (red-winged blackbird)
Lineage: Eukaryota; Metazoa; Chordata; Aves; Passeriformes; Icteridae
Gene: WDR77
Product: WD repeat domain 77
Biological process (GO): oocyte axis specification
Cellular component (GO): methylosome
Molecular function (GO): protein binding
Source: RefSeq, a predicted model, not a curated record
AUGGAGGAGCCGCUGCCUCCGCCGCCACCGCCGCCGCUGCUGCCACAGGCGCCCCCGCCGCCCGCCCCGCCCGACAGCGCCGCCCCCGCCGCCCCGCUGGAUGGGGAGCCCGCGGCCGAGCCCGCCACCGAGUGGAACAUCCCGCCCAACGCGCCCGCCUGCAUGGAGCGGCACCUGGAGCGCGCGCACUACCGCGCAGACGGGGCCCUGCUGCUGGGCGCCUCCGGGCUGAACGGGCGCUGCUGGACCGGCUCGCUGUGGGUGUUUGCCGAGCCCCGGCGCGCCCCCAGCGAGGGCUUCUGCACCGCCGGCGUGCAGACCGAGGCGGGGGUGGCCGACCUGUGCUGGCUGGCUGACAGGGGCAUCUUGGUGGCCUCCGACUCCGGUGCAGUGGAGCUGUGGGAGCUGGAGGAGAAUGAGAGCCUCAUCGUGAACAAGUUCUGUAAAUACGAGCACGAUGACAUCGUGACCUCGGUGUCGGUGCUGGCCGGCAGCAGCCAGGCUGUCAGCGGGGGCAGGGACUGCUGUGUGAAAGUCUGGGACAUCCCGGAGCAAACGGUGCUGCACUCCUACAGAGCUCACGCCGAUGCAGUGACAUGUGUGGCUUCCUGUCCUGGUAAGGACACUGUGUUCCUGUCCUGUGCUGAGGACAACAGAACUUUACUCUGGGACACCAGAUGCCCCAAACCAGCUACCCGAAUUGUUUGCAGUGCCUGUAAUUACCUCCCUACCUCAGUCAUGUGGCAUCCACAGAAAAGUGACAUCUUUGUCUUGGGUGAUGAAAGUGGAACAGUUGCACUGGUGGACACAAAGAAUCCUGACUCUGCCCUCAGCGCUGCCGUGCACACCCGAGGCAUCACAGGCUUUGCUUUCUCUGCACACAGUUCACCCUUACUGGCUUCCAUCAGUGAAGACUGUUCAGUUGCUGUUCUUGACUCAGACCUCUCAGAGGUGUUCAGAGACCAUUCUCAUCGAGACUUUGUAAAAGGCUUGUCCUGGUCUCCUUCAGAUGAUGCCUUGCUCACUACAGUUGGAUGGGAUCAUCAGGUUUUACAUCACACUGUCCCCCUACCAGCUGGUGAAGCUUCUGGAAUCAACUGUGUAAAAGAAUAGUUUUAUAAACUCAUGGUCCAAGUUCCUUGCUGGCAUCACUUUGAUUCUGCUGAAGUCGCAGGUGUGUGAGCUGGAGUGGGGUCUGGUGUCUGCCUCCAAGCUUGUGGCUAAGAAGGUUCCUGUAGUAAUUUUGAAUUAGGCAUAAGUUAGUUACAAACCAAGCUUUACCCUCUCCUCAGGAGCAGCUUCUCCUGUAAUAAAAGACUUUGGUUUUACUCAGAAAAAAAUUGACUUCAGGCACAGAGGAGACUUGGAGAGUCAGGGAAUUAGGUGUAAUGAAAAAGAAAUAAAGUCAAAAAGACUUGAUCCUUUCCUCAGUUCUCCAGACUACCCAUGGAAUUCAUAGAAGCUUCUGGGGGAGGUUUGCAACAUGCUUCUUGUUGGAAAGGUGUGAGAGCCUCACCCUUGAGCCAAGUUCUUUGCUCUGUAAAUCAGGUGGAAUGAAAAUACCUGUUGGGAUGCAGGGGCUAGAAGGGUUCCAGUGUUGUCCUUACUGCAGCACGUGGUUGGUGAGGGGGAUUCAGCCUCAGUAGCAGUGGGGAGCCUCUGGGGAGCACUGCCUGUGCACUGGUGUAGGAUAGCAGUGUUUGCUGUAAAUACCAAUGUUGGUGUCAGGAGGUAAAGUGAGGAGCCCAGCUGGAGCCCUGCAGCUCAACACCCUGGGAUGGCGCUGGAACCCUGGCAUGCCAGGGGCACUGGCAGCAGGAGGGAGCGGGUGCUGUGCUCUCUGGCACCAGGGUUCAUCUCCUCUGUGCUGAAGGCAGCUCACUCGAGGAUAGGAGCUGUGAACAGAAGGUUUAUGUGGGGUAGAACUGCACUAAGGACUUCAGUUGUCAUUCGCUUGCUCCUGUACCAGACUGUGCUUAGUGAUAGCCCGGAUCCACGCACUUGUGGCAAGUGACUUCUUGUGCUGGCACUGAGGGGAUAGGACACUGCCCUACCCCCAGGCCAGCCUGCACAGAGCCCUCUGAGGUGCUUUUGUCAAAUACCACGUACAUUUCUAACUCAGCUGUUCACCUGGAGAAAGUCACUGCUCUGCAUGCAUUGCUGCUGCUCUAGGUAUGGCUUGCUCUGGCCUAGCAUUUCCUAGACAGAAUUAAGCAAGUCCUGACUGAUGAAGCAAAAAUGCCAUUGAAGUGAAUGUUACCCCUGGUUCUUUAGCAUGAUAGCAGCACUUAAAUGUACAGUGCUUCCAGUUUUUACCUCUGCAUCCACAUAGGUUUAGUUGUGCAAAGCCCACAAUUGAUUUUGAGGCAGACUAAGCUUUCCCAGGCUCUGUACUUCUCUCAUACUCUUUGUAAACCUCACUUGCUGCUUUUUAAAUUCCCGUGUCAUACAGGUGUUCACAGCAACUGCCUGUUCUAGAGCAGCGUAUGACAAGAGAUGGUAAAUGAUGAUAAAAACUGACACAUUUCCUCAGAAAUACCCCUUGAACCACAAAGUCCUCUCUUGGGGGGAUGCUGUACUGAAACAGGUUUUGUGCUGGUUCUGAAAAUGUCUUGGAAGAUGGUUUUCAUUUGUAACUGGGGUUAACUUUCACUGGGCCACUUCUGUAGCACUGAAGAGCCAGCUGAGAUCAUCCACACAGUUCAAGUUGUGAUUUCAGUCCCUGAUAUUAAAACUGUUCUUAAAUAAA